GAUCUCUAUAACCAAAAAUCUAAUUUAUUCUGUCAAAGUUGUCAUCGGAUCAGACCGUAAGACAAACGAAUCUCGACCCGAAGAGGAAAUGGCGGAGCAGUUUCCCGUGCCGAGCGAGGAGCUGCCUGAUCGCUCCAUAUAAGUACAACCCUCCAUCGAACAUUGAAGCAUAGAUUCAUAAAAGCUGGACUUGGAACUUCCUCUCCAUCUUCAGCGCUAAGAAAAACAGAAGAAGAAGAAGAAGAAGAAGAAGCGAAAGCAGGAUGACCGCAUUCGAAAUGUGGUCUCACCUCGGCUCGGUCAUGGCUGGGCUGAUGUUCGUCUGGGCCAUGUUCAAGGAAUACUUCCCUCCCCAGCUCCGCAUGCAUGUCGAGGCCUAUGCUCGGAAGGCCGUCGACCAGGUCCACCCCUAUGUUCAGAUCAAGUUCCCGGAGUUCGAAGGUGAGCGGCUCGAGCGGUGCGAGACCUUUACCGCGAUCCAGAACUACCUGAGCGGGAGCGCCUCGGCCACGGCCAAGCGGCUCAAGGCCGAGUCCGUCAAGGACAGCAAGUCGCUGGUACUCAGCAUGGACGAGAACGAGGAGGUCGUCGACGAAUUUGAAGGGGUCAAGCUCUGGUGGUCGUCGAGGCUGAUCCCUUCCCAGAAGCCCACGUUUUCCUUGUUCUCUUCUGCCGAAGAUAGAAGGUUGUAUAGGCUGACCUUCCACCGGAGCCAUCGGGAGUUGAUCACUGGCUCUUACAUAGAGCAUGUCCUGGAGAAGGGGAAGGCGGUCGCUGCUGACAACCGGCAGCGGAAGCUCUUCACAAACAACCCAAGCUCGAACUGGGGCCACUACAAGGCGACCAAGUGGAGCCACGUGUUAUUCAAGCACCCCUCGACCUUCGACACCCUGGCAAUGGAGCCGAGCAAGAAGAAGGAGAUCAUGAACGACCUCCUCAGGUUCCAGCGAGCGAAGGAGUACUAUGAGCGGAUUGGUAAGGCGUGGAAGCGUGGCUACCUCCUCUAUGGCCCGCCAGGGACUGGCAAGUCCACGAUGAUUGCUGCGAUGGCCAACUUCCUCAACUACGACGUGUACGACCUGGAGCUGACAACGGUCAAGGACAACACGGAGCUGAGGAAGCUGCUGAUCGAUACAUCUGAGAAGUCGAUCAUAGUGAUCGAGGACAUCGACUGCUCGCUCGACCUGACUGGCCAGAGGAAGACGAAGAAGCAAGAGAAAGAAGACGACGAAGAGAAAGCGGAUCCUGUCAAGAAAAUGAUGAAAGGCGAGGAAGAGAGCAAGGAGAGCAAGGUGACGCUGUCAGGGCUCCUGAACUUCAUCGACGGGCUGUGGUCGGCAUGCGGGGGCGAGAGGAUCAUCGUGUUCACGACAAACUUUGUGGAGAAGCUCGACCCAGCCCUAAUCAGGAGAGGGAGGAUGGACAAGCAUAUCAAGAUGUCGUAUUGCUGCUUCGAGUCGUUCAAGGUGCUCGCGAGGAAUUACUUGGGCGUCGAGUCGCACCCACUGUUCGCGAGGGUGAGGCUGUUGCUGAAGGAGACGGAGAUGACUCCAGCAGACGUGGCGGAGAAUUUGAUGCCCAAGUUGGACGACGAGGACGAGGACGCUUGCUUGGAGGGACUGAUCGAAGCGCUCGAAAAGGCGAAAGAGGAUGCCAGGAAGAAAUCAGAAGAAGAAGAAAAAGCUGCUGCAGCGGAAGCAGAAGCAACUGCUGCUAGAGCGAUGGCUGAGGAAGAAGCGCAACAGGCAUCGAGCGUAGAAAAGCAAGAAAACGGUGGGAGAGGAUGUGCUGAAGAAGUGAAAGAGAAUGGUGUACUUUAACAAAUAUUUUAGCAACAAAUCCAAUAAAUCAAUAAAUCAAUAAAUCUAAGGAUAGUCCUUAGUGUAUUGAUUUUUUUUUCUUUUUUUUAAUGUAAAGAGUGUAUGCGUGCACAUAUGUUUGGUUUACAUUGGCAGCCUCCCCCAGAUAGUAGCAGCUUGGCAUUGAAGUGGAGCUUUUUGCACCAGUCA
Eucalyptus grandis is the source of this 2009-nucleotide messenger RNA. RefSeq names its product AAA-ATPase ASD, mitochondrial. Gene Ontology annotation, molecular function: ATP hydrolysis activity; ATP binding. The coding region runs from base 264 to 1820 and encodes 518 amino acids. Lineage: Eukaryota; Viridiplantae; Streptophyta; Magnoliopsida; Myrtales; Myrtaceae. The transcript is spliced from 2 exons. The record is from RefSeq and is a predicted model, not a curated record.